This is a messenger RNA of Papaver somniferum (opium poppy), 2606 nucleotides long. Its product is annotated as probable inorganic phosphate transporter 1-9. NCBI's taxonomy places the organism in Eukaryota, Viridiplantae, Streptophyta, Magnoliopsida, Ranunculales, Papaveraceae. Gene Ontology annotation, cellular component: membrane. Gene Ontology annotation, biological process: transmembrane transport. The coding region runs from base 766 to 2487 and encodes 573 amino acids. The transcript has 4 exons. Gene Ontology annotation, molecular function: transmembrane transporter activity. The record is from RefSeq and is a predicted model, not a curated record.
UAUUUGAAGUAUACAUAGAUAUCAUUAUCGAUAGAUGCUGGGAAGAUGCUGCGUUUUGAAGGAAACAAAUAUAUAUAAAAUUCUGCUUGGUAUUGAUUCCUGUGGAUUCAGAAUUCAAAUUCUAUCUCUGUCUGUUGGGGAAGGAAGUUCAGGUUAAAUUUUCCUCUCUGCGGGCAAAUGAAUCUAGCCAGUAGCGAACAUUUGCAGGUGCCUAGAAAGCAAGUGCACCAUGGAGGAGAGAUUGCUGAUGAUGCAUAGGAUACAUCUAAUAGGUUAACUACAGCUACAAGGUUAUUAUAGGCCUAUAUAGCAUGGUCCUGCCGUGGGCGUUUCGGUGAGCUCGUUCUAUUGGUCCUAGUUCAGUUGACUAGUCAGUUGAGGCCACACGUCUUUUUGUCAAGUAAGGGUCAGAAUUUAUUCGCUCCUUGGAGGAAUCAAAAAUUUAAACUUAAAAAAAUAGCUUAGCUUAUUCAAAAACUAUGACAUAUACACAGCGUCUGGCUCCACCAUGGAAAGAAAAAAGAAAGGCCAAUUGCAGAACUAGUCUUCUUCUCUUUCCUUGCUUAAAUAAUUAUUAGAACCCAAAACUAAAAACACCCCCAAUUAUACAAACAUCAGAGAAAGUUGUCCAUCAAAGAACAAACUGUUUGAUAAAUGAUUAUGCUGAUCAGUAUCCUGAUCAGCAACAUGGUUGAGUAAGGAAGCUAGCUAAAGUUGUUCAUUGUCUUUAUUUGUCUUCAUCCACCGAUUACGCUUGGCUGAGAGAUGGCGGGUUUGAAGGUUCUGUCCGCUCUUGAUUUAGCAAAAACACAAUUGUACCAUUUCAAAGCAAUAAUAAUAGCAGGUAUGGGUCUAUUCACUGAUGCUUAUGAUCUCUUUUGUAUUACGCCCGUCAUGAAAUUGAUAGGACGAAUCUACUACGAAGAUCAAGAUAUUGAUGAAUCAGUGAGAGGUGUAGUACCACCAUCAGUCGUAUCCAUAACAGUUGCCACCGCUCUUAUUGGUACUGUCUUCGGGAAAUUGGUAUUUGGGUAUUGUGGUGAUAAGUGUGGUAGGAAAAGAGUUUAUGGUUUUGCACUCCUAAUCAUGAUUUUCAGCUCCAUUGGUUGUGGUUUCUCAAUUUGUAAGACAAGGAAAUGUGUAAUUACUAGUCUUUGCUUCUUUAGGUUCAUGCUUGGUUUCGGUAUUGGAGGGGAUUACCCAAUCUCAGCUACAAUCAUGUCUGAAUUCGCUAAUAAAGCGACAAGGGGUUCUUUUAUUGCCACUGUCUUCUCCAUGCAGGGUUUCGGGAUUCUCACUAGCUCGGCUGUUACCAUGCUUCUCUGUGUGAUAUUCAAUCAUGCUUCCGAGUCUAAGAACACCGUUAUCCGAACACCUGACGAGGCUGAUUUAUUAUGGCGGUUGAUUUUGAUGUUCGGUGCUAUUCCGGCUGCUAUGACAUUUUACUGGCGAAUGAUGAUGCCUGAAACUGCCAGGUAUACUGCUUUGGUGGAACAAAAUCUCAGACAAGCAGUGAAAGACAUGGAAGGAGUGUUGGAUAUACCAAUGACUGAUAUCACAGACGAACACGAGUUCGUGCCCAUGCCACCAACUUACGGAUUUUUUUCAAGCGAAUUUUUCUGGCGCCAUGGACAAGAUCUCUUUGCUUGUGCUUCUUCUUGGUUCCUUGUGGAUGUUGUUUUUUAUAGCAGCAAUCUAUUCCAGUCCCAUGUUUAUCAUGAUCUGCUUCGAGAUCCCCAUAAAGUGAAUGCCUAUCAGCAGGCUUAUGACGUAGCAAAACUUCAAGCGAUCAUAGCAGUUUGUUCUACAAUUCCAGGGUAUUGGGCUACUGUGUUUUUUAUCGAUCGAAUUGGUAGAGUUAAAAUUCAAAUGAUGGGGUUCUUGGUCAUGGGAAUUUGUAUGUUUGCUAUUGGAAUACCAUAUUACAGUUAUUGGCAUGAUCACACAAAUGCAGGGUUCUUAAUCCUUUAUGGACUCACAUUCUUCUUUUCUAACUUUGGUCCAAACACGACAACGUUCAUCAUCCCUGCGGAGCUAUUUCCUGCAAGGUUUCGAUCCACUUGUCAUGGGAUCUCUGGUGCUAUUGGAAAAAUUGGUGCAAUUAUAGGUUCAGUUGGAUUUCUAUGGGCUUCUCAGAGUCAGAAUGAGAAGGACGUUGACAAGGGUUAUCAAAAAGGUAUCGGCAUGACUAAUGUAUUAGUGAUUCUUGGUGGCAUUUCACUGUUAGGAAUGGUCUUGACCUAUUUCUUCACACGUGAAACCAUGGGAAGGUCUUUAGAAGAAAACGAGGUGGAAUACGGAGCGUCUAACCAAACGAGUUUUAUGGCAUGUUUUACUGGUGCUGAACAAUCAAGUCCGGAACAUCAUCACCAUCCUAGUUCUCAUGUCCGUCCGAGCAUCAGCAGUACCACUAGUAGCAGCACUAGUAAUAGUACUGUUGCUAUUGAUCAGAGGAGAAGUAGUACUUCUGCUUCUAUUUUGGCUUAAUUUUCAAUCCAGAAAUUCAUGUUGUGCCCUUUAAGUUUAAUCUAUGCGUGUAUAGUGCAUUCAUUUACAUUACAUACAAUCAGAGUUUUGCAAGUUCUUAUACGAGGUUAUUAAGAUAU